AUGGGUUCAAGUAGCAGGAGCCUCAAGGAUGCCACCAAGGCCCUCCAGUCCCACUUCACCGGCUCCAAGAUCCCCCUCUCCCUCCCCUCCGAGAGCCGCCGCAUGCUGCAGGCCUUCAUCGACGAGCACGACGGGAGCAUAGACUAUGACGAAGCCGCCAAAGCGAAUCAAGAGCUGAAGCAUUUCUGGGAUAGACAUGUCGGCACAAGCAGUCAGAAGCUGGGUGCCUUUGUGGGGGUCUUGAAAGAGCUGCGUCCGGCAAUCGUCGACGAUGAGGAUCUGUUGGAGUGGUAUCAUCUCGCUGGGAAGCCAGUCAUAUGUGCAGCAGCGUACAAGAAGGCCGCCCUGGAAGACGCUCACGAAUUUGUGACGAGUGUACUGGUUUACGAUGAGGACGAUGACAACGCCAAACAACGACAGAGGAAUUCAGUACGGAUAUGCAACGAUUUGCUCGGCAUCUACAUUGCGCGGACUCGAGGGAUUGGUGAGCACGAUGAGUUUGUGGCACCAGACAAUGCGCAGAUUGCGAAGCAGGUUGAGGGCGUGCUUGUGGCAUACGGCAAGAAGAUGCCCAAACAUCUCUUCAACAGUCUCGAUGACCUGAUCGUUCGAGAGGACACUCGGUUGCAGGGGCUUACUCUGCUCAGCACUUUUCUCCAACAUCAAGCGCCUCACCUUUACCUGGCUGACCAAACGCCCCUCGUCGACAACCUGCUGAAAUGCCUCAUGAACGAUACCUCGACAACCAUCCUGUCAGUGGCGCUCAAGUCGCUGAUCAUGCUGUUGCCUCACAUCCCGCACACGCCCGGCUCUCGCUUACCCCGGCUCUUCCUUAUCUACAGCAGGCUCCUUUGCUGGGAGAAGUUCAGCCCCCUCAGCACUGAAGCUCAAAAGAACCUUGUCACAGACGAUCGAAUCAGCGCUGAUGAUGAUGGCGACUUUGGCGAUGUUGGGAUCGAUCCCACGUGGGAGAAGUCCCGGCCAAAGGAUGGUGUCGUGGAACCUGCGACGCCCGAAAUCAUGACCUACUUUACGUACCUUUACGGCCUGUAUCCGUUGAACUUCAUGAGCUACAUACGAAAGCCUAGACGAUUCUUGAAAAGCGUUGACUUUCCUGGAGCGGACGACUUCGAUCUCGACCAAGCCGUGAUUCGAAGCAGGAGCGACCAGUUCCGGCAGGUGCAUCUUCUUCACCCCAACUUCUACAACUUGACCGUCGAGGAAGAGUUGAGCGAUCCCAAAUGGCCCAAGAUGGACCCAGCAGACGUGGUAGCCGAGUGCCAUGGCUUGGCUAUGAAUACCAAGCCAGCACUUCUCAGUCCAGGACCGCCGCCAACAAGCCGACUUCCAGAUUUACCUCCUCUUCCACCUAUCCCUUCAAACAACGGCUCGGUCUCACCUGCAAUCAGCCAUACCAGCUUCCGCUCUGGUCACAGCUGGCGCGAUACUCAAUCAACAGCGGUGGGAGGCUUUGACGCAGAAAGUCCAGUGCUCGGACCUGUCGAGGAUAAGCAAGAACAAGUACGACCGAGCACCGCCCCGGGCCGAUCUGCCAUGUCACCAAUGCUCGACGACUUCCCCAUGCCCGCUGGUCCUUACUUCUCGACGCCAAGUGCCAAAGACCUUAAAGAGCCGCAGAACAAUAUGGAGUUCCUGCAGCAGAAGGUCACAGCCCUGCAGAAUGAUCUCAGCUUUGAACGAUGGCACAAAGCUCAAUACUCGCAGCAUAUCGGGCAGUUGAUGAGGAAGAACGUCAAGGAUGCUACCGUCGAGGCCGAAACACUGAACCUCAUCAAUGCCAAUCGCGCUUUGAAGCAGCAACUGGAACAAGUUCGCAGUGCCAGAGAAGCCACCAUCAAGGACUCCAACCUCACCCGGAAACAAGCCAGCAAUUUGGAAACCAACAUGACCGAGCGCUUCAACAAGAUGAAGAAAGAGCAGGAGACGUGGGCUGCUGAUGCCGACGAGCUGAAACGAUUGCGAGCGGAGAUGAAGCAUUACCGUGAUCUUCUAUCUACCGCAGAAGCUCGCGAGUUAAACAAGUCACACGAAGUGGAGAUGAUGAAGCGGGACAUGGAGCAGCUGCAGAAGUUGCAAGCCAGACUAAAGGAAGCACAGACGAGACUCAGGGAGUACGAAUAUCGCGAGUUCGACUUCGAGCAGGCGAAGCGAGAGCAAGAACUCCUGCAGAGUGAGAAGGAGACAUUGCUCAUGCGACUCCAACGCCAGGAACAGGAUCGAGAUAGGACUAAGAAGAUGUUCACAGACAGGAUAGCAGAGCUUGAGGCUCAACGUGAGCUGACGACACCGCACGACCGUCGACCGCCCACGACCCUCUCCAUGGACAACCACACCACGCAUCAGGCUCUGCUGGACAGUCAAGCGAAAUUGGCUCAGUUGAAGAAGGCUCACUCCCGACUGCUCGAGCGCUUCACAGACUUGCAGAUGGAGUAUCAGUCUUGCAAGAACCAGCUUGAAUCGCUGCGGGGGUACGGAGGAGACGCAAGCCGCAACAGUAGCGUUGGUGGAUACAGCGACAGGACGCCAGAUGCCAUGAGCGGCGGGCUCGGGUAUAGGGGAGGUGUGAUCGAAAGCGUCUACGACGUCGCCAGCGAGUAUGGCGCGCCAUCUGAGAGCAACUUCACCAGCGUCAGCCAGAGCGAUCCCACAUCGAGACGGUUUCAAGACCGCAACAAUCUCCCUGUCUCGCCCAUCUCGCCGCCGAGGAGCGAAGCUACCUUCAACAGUUCGGCGGGAUUGACGUGGAAGCCUCCGUCCACUGUGCACAGCGGGAGGUCGUACAACUCUAGCGUCACACCUUCUGGGUACAACCCCACCGCACCACUUUCUACUGAUGAGAGGAGCGUGGUGAGCGGGCAAAGCGGCGGCAGUGGUGGCGACAAGUCUGGCAAGCCGAAGAUUGCUGUGAACAGUGAGGUUCGGGUGUUCGGUAGAGGUGGAGCACAGAACAUCAAGAUGAAACCGAAGGACAAGGAGAGAGAGCAAGCCAAACCUGAGCCCAAGAAAGGGGGUCUGAAAGGGUUGAAGGGCUUUGCAGGAUUGUAA
This is a messenger RNA of Zasmidium cellare ATCC 36951, 3066 nucleotides long. RefSeq lists its product as uncharacterized. The record is from RefSeq and is a predicted model, not a curated record. Gene Ontology annotation, biological process: regulation of cell cycle; negative regulation of TOR signaling. Gene Ontology annotation, cellular component: TSC1-TSC2 complex. The coding region runs from base 1 to 3066 and encodes 1021 amino acids. The transcript is spliced from 3 exons. Lineage: Eukaryota; Fungi; Ascomycota; Dothideomycetes; Mycosphaerellales; Mycosphaerellaceae.